This is a messenger RNA of Dama dama (fallow deer), 4239 nucleotides long. It is a transcript of the gene SEC14L1, whose product is annotated as SEC14 like lipid binding 1. Gene Ontology annotation, cellular component: cytoplasm; cytosol. The transcript is spliced from 16 exons. Gene Ontology annotation, biological process: negative regulation of RIG-I signaling pathway. Gene Ontology annotation, molecular function: RIG-I binding. The record is from RefSeq and is a predicted model, not a curated record. Lineage: Eukaryota; Metazoa; Chordata; Mammalia; Artiodactyla; Cervidae. Bases 163 to 2310 code for a protein of 715 amino acids.
CCCCGGCCCACUCCCCGGAACCGGCGGCGGAGCUGCUGCCGGCCGGCAGUGGAACGGCGACGGCGCCACGGAGCCGCAGUCAUGAGCGCCCUCGGCCGCCCCGCGUCCCCGGCCCGGCUUUUCUGACGAGAGGUGUGAAAGGAUUGCUGUUUUAUUGCAAUCAUGGUGCAAAAAUACCAGUCACCAGUGAGGGUGUAUAAACACCCCUUUGAACUAAUUAUGGCUGCCUAUGAAAGGAGGUUCCCUACCUGUCCUUUGAUUCCAAUGUUUGUGGACAGUGACACUGUGAAUGAAUUCAGGAGUGAAGAUGGGGCUAUUCACGUUAUAGAAAGGCGCUGCAAACUGGAUAUAGACGCUCCUCGACUGCUGAAAAAGAUUGCAGGAGUUGAUUACGUUUAUUUUAUCCAGAAAAACUCACUGAACUCUCGGGAACGUACUUUGCACAUUGAGGCCCAUAACGAAACAUUUUCUAAUCGGGUCAUCAUUAACGAGCACUGCUGCUACAGCGUUCACCCUGAAAAUGAAGACUGGACCUGUUUUGAACAGUCAGCAAGUUUAGAUAUUAAAUCUUUCUUUGGUUUUGAAAGUACAGUAGAAAAAAUUGCAAUGAAACAAUAUACCAGCAACAUUAAAAAAGGCAAGGAAAUCAUUGAGUACUACCUUCGUCAGUUAGAGGAAGAAGGCAUCACAUUUGUGCCCCGCUGGACUCCACCUGCUGCCGCCCCCUCUUUGGAGACGUCCUUGUCCUGCAAGAAACCAGCAGCGUCACUGACCGUCGUCGUGCCCGACCCUGCGCUCAAGGAAGGGCUGAGCAGCGAGCCCCUCAGCACCCCGAGCGGGGCACCCGAGCCCACUGCAGGGACCCCAGACGACAAAUUAGACGCAGACUACAUCAAGAGAUACCUGGGCGACCUGACCCCACUGCAGGAGAGCUGCCUGAUCCGGCUUCGCCAGUGGCUUCAGGAGACCCACAAGGGCAAAAUCCCAAAAGAUGAGCACAUUCUCCGGUUCUUACGCGCCCGGGACUUCAACAUUGACAAGGCCAGAGAGACCAUGUGUCAGUCUCUGACUUGGCGCAAGCAGCACCAGGUGGACUACAUCCUCGACUCCUGGCAGCCCCCGCAGGUGCUGCGGGACUACUACGCGGGCGGCUGGCACCAUCACGACAAAGACGGCCGGCCCCUCUACGUGCUCCGGCUGGGGCAGAUGGACACCAAAGGUCUGGUGAGAGCCCUCGGCGAGGAGGCACUACUGAGAUAUGUUCUUUCCAUCAACGAAGAAGGGCUGCGACGGUGUGAAGAGAACACAAAGGUCUUUGGCCGGCCUAUCAGCUCCUGGACCUGCCUGGUGGACCUGGAGGGGCUGAACAUGCGGCACCUGUGGAGGCCGGGCGUGAAGGCGCUGCUUCGCAUCAUCGAGGUGGUGGAGGCCAACUACCCCGAGACGCUGGGCCGCCUGCUGAUCCUGCGCGCCCCCCGGGUGUUCCCUGUGCUCUGGACGCUGGUUAGUCCAUUCAUUGACGACAACACCAGAAGGAAGUUCCUCAUUUAUGCAGGAAAUGACUACCAGGGGCCUGGAGGCCUGCUGGAUUACAUCGACAAAGAGAUCAUUCCGGAUUUCCUGAGUGGAGAGUGCAUGUGUGAGGUGCCGGAGGGGGGCCUGGUGCCCAAGGCCCUCUACAGGACCGCGGAGGAGCUGGAGAACGAAGACCUCAAGCUCUGGACCGAGACCAUCUACCAGUCCGCCAGCGUUUUCAAAGGGGCCCCGCACGAGAUUCUCAUUCAGAUCGUGGACGCCUCUUCGGUGAUCACGUGGGAUUUUGACGUGUGCAAAGGGGACAUCGUCUUUAACAUAUAUCACUCCAAGCGGUCGCCGCAGCCCCCCAAGAAGGAUUCCCUGGGGGCGCACAGCAUCACUUCCCCAGGAGGGAACAACGUGCAGCUGAUAGACAGAGUCUGGCAGCUGGGCCGGGACUACAGCAUGGUGGAGUCGCCGCUGAUCUGCAAAGAAGGGGAGAGCGUGCAGGGCUCCCACGUGACUCGGUGGCCGGGCUUCUACAUCCUGCAGUGGAAAUUCCAUAGCACGCCGGCCUGCGCCGCCACCAGCCUGCCCCGCGUGGACGAUGUGCUGGCCUCCCUGCAGGUCUCCUCCCACAAGUGCAAAGUGAUGUACUACACCGAGGUGAUCGGCUCUGAGGACUUCAGAGGCUCCAUGACCAGCCUGGAGUCCAGCCACAGCGGGUUCUCGCAGCUCAGCGCCGCCACCACCUCGUCCAGCCAGUCCCACUCCAGCUCCAUGAUCUCCAGGUAGUGCCCACUGCGCGGAGGGGACGGCCCACCACCUCGGACCGCCGCCCGCCCGCCGCCGAGCGGCCACGUUGUGUGAACUGCUCUGGCCCUCUAGGUAGCAGAUAGCUCUGCAGGUGGUAAACGUAGUCACUGACCCCGAAGCUCUCUGGACAGGUAGCUGUAACUCUCACUGAAUAGCCAUAGAUUCUGUACACAGUGCUCACAGAGCCCCGGCAGAGCACAAGGGCUCUCUCCAGAGGAAAGCGGUUUAUGUGCCGGUUAAGGGGCUGGCUCUGUCUCAAAUGCGGACACAAAAAAACGAUCCCCGCCACCUUCUCACUGUCCCUCAGAGGAUGAAGUCCCUCCACCACCCGUCUGCGGUGACCCACCUUCCUCCAUGGAGCAGAAGCUGCCAACCGGUCCCCCGCCCGCAGCUGGCCCCCGCCACCUCCUGCCGGUAGUCGACGAGCUCUGAGGACGGUGACCGCCCCCCAGGUUCCUGUUCCUCUGAGUAGUCGCUGCCUGACCGGAAGGACUCAGAGGGAGCCUGUGGGUGUCCCGACCCAGCUCUGGGACCAAACAGACCCGCUGUUGUAAAGUGGGUGCUGGGAGCUCUCGGGGACCCCCCAUGACGCCAGGAAGAACACCGCCAUCAUUAAACAUUAUUUUCUCUCUCCUCCCUUCAAACCUUUUGGUACUUUGAGAGCAGACCCUCUGUCCGUGAACAUGGGCCAAGGGCGUCCCCUCCCUCUUCUCCUGGGGUGCCGUUCUCCUCCCUGCAUGGGUUACUUCUGAGCUCCUUCUCCACUCACCUCCCUGGGCCGCUCACAGCCUGGUGUUUCAGGGACAGUGAGGCCCACUCACCACUUUGAAACUGUCCCACGUUCACUGUAGCUGACCAGCGUUCUCCCCACGUGGCUUUGUCAGGACCGCCUGGGGAGCCCAGCUUCUUUGUGAAAGGAAGUUGUGUGUGCACGCAAGCAUGUGUGUCUGGGGGUGGGUGUGUGGCAGUGGGGAAUGGGGUGAGUAGAAACUUAGUUCAAGUAGCAAAGGAUUCGAUGUCCUUGAAGCAGAUCAGAGUAUGAAAUUGGUUUGCAUUUAAUUUUUUCUCUUUGAUUCCGAUCACCAAGCCUGGUCUACCUUUUUAUUGGCCCAUCAUUUUCUCAGCUUUUUAUGGGAAAAGCAGGUUUUCUGUGAGUCUCUCCAGUUGUUGCUUUGGGUCAGUCUCCACGAUGAAUGAAGGCGUGUCACGUGAUAGUGUGUGUGGCAGAGGCUGUGCUCUUUAAGAAUCUGGGCCAGGAGCCAGGCACCAUCUUCAGCAUGAGAUGGCCUCAGAAAUCCCGAGUUGCAUUGUGUGAAUCUGCCCUGGAGGCAUUAGGUGGGUGCCUGUAGGUGGAGCGUGUGGACCAGGGUGUGCCCGAGGGGCGGGGUCAGGAGGGCUGGGAGGGGCGGAGCCGGGCUCCGCCGUCCUGGGCUCUAUGGGUGCUUCCUGCUGAGACUCUCCCGCCUCUCCCAAGGCCGCGGGCCUGUGUGGAGUGCAGCCGCCCCUUGGCACCUAGAGGCUUCUUUCCAGAAAGCACAGGAGGGCUAGUUAGUGGAUCCACGCUGCUUCCUGUCAGUGCUUCCUGUUUCCGGAUUCUGAGGACCUGAAGAUGGUCCCCUCUCUCUCUCUCUCUCUCUCUUUCUCUGUGUGUCUCAGAUGGCGAUUUUGCUGACAGCUGCCAAGAAAACGCUUCACUCAACAGUCCACCUCAGCCCAGGGAUGUUUGUAGGACUGUUUGAAUUGCAGCCACCCCCUCCCCCAGAGUGAAGACCAGUUCUUUCUAAGUUGACUCAGAAGUGGCACUAUUUUACCCCCAGAGUUGACUGCAUCUUUAAGAGUCAAAGCACAUCCCUGCACACACCUUCCAGGGUCCUGGGAGGGGCCGGGGGCGGGAGCGGGAGCCGAGGU